AUGUAUCCUUGGUGUUAUGAGAUACUUCAGUGCAUCAUCCGCCGGUCAAUCUCACAACUUGGCGGUCGUCGCAUCAUCUGUUUCGUCGAUGCCCUUGACGAGUGCGAAGAAGAACAGGUCCGCGGCAUGGUUGGUUUCAUCCAAUCCCUUGGAGAGCAUGCGUUAUCAUCAAAAGUCCACCUUCACGUCUGCUUCUCAAGCCGUCAUUACCCCCACAUUGCUAUCGAGAAGGGGCUGGAACUGAUACUGGAGGAUCAGGAAGGUCACGCUAACGACAUUACCCGAUACCUGCAAAGCGAGCUCAAGAUUGGGCGCAGUAAGCAAGCCGAAGAUAUUCGACGCGAGAUACAGGCGAAGGCCUCUGGGAUUUUCUUGUGGAUGGUGCUUGUUGUGCGCAUCUUGAACCGCGAAUUCCAGCGCGGUCGUUUGCAUGCCCUCCGCAAGAGACUUCGUGAGAUCCCGGCCAAACUCAGUGAUCUUUUCAAAGAUAUACUGACCAGGGAUACUGCGAACAUGGAGGAUCUCUUACUUAGUAUUCAAUGGAUUCUAUUUGCGAGACGACCGCUCAAACGAGAGGAGCUGUACUUUGCCAUCCUUUCUGCCGAUCCCGACAAUUUGACGGAGGCCUGGGACCCUGAAGACGUAACUGAGCAGGAUAUCGAUCGAUUCAUAUUGAGCGCCUCCAAAGGACUCGCCGAGACAACUAGAUCAAAGGCAAAGACCGUUCAGUUUAUACAUGAGUCCGUCCGAGACUUUUUGCUGAAAGAGAAUGGAUUGCGCGAGCUCUGGCCUGAGCAUCAGGAGAACUUCGAGGCUUCCAGUCAUGAUCAACUGAAGCAGUGUUGCAACAACACCCUCCUUUCCAAAGCUAGCAACCGCAUUGCAGAGGAGCAGUAUAUUGCAUCUGCUUUCAGGGAUGAGCUAAAAGCCUUACGGGGCUCUGUCUCUCGAAAGGUCCCAUUCCUACAAUACGCGGUGCACAAUGUCCUUCAACACUCCGAAGCCGCAGAGAAAGGUGGCAUCCGCCAGGGAUGCUUUCUUGGCAACUUCAAUUUCUCCCGCUGGAAGCGUUGCAGCAAUAUAUUCGAGAGGUACAAAGCCCGUCGUCAUACGGAAUCUGCAUGUCUUCUUCAAAUCCUUGCAAAACAUGACCUAUCGAAUUUGAUUCUGGCGAUAUGCAAAGACGAGCCAUGUGGUUAUAUAUCGAGCAAGCGUGACCUUGACUUUCUGGGUUCCUAUGCUGUUAGGAAUGACCAUAGGGAUUUUCUCGAUUCCAUCAUCCGAAGCCGGCUGCAAGACGCUUCAGCUUCCUCUACCGCUUGUAUCGAAAUGGCGCUCCGUUACACCAUCCAAUUUGAUCGAGAAGCUAUGUUUGCGAACCUCAUGACACACACCCAUGUUAACCUCAAUCAACUGGAUAAAGAUGGGAAGCAGUAUCUACAUUACGUGAUCCAGUACGGCCGCGACUCCAUGUUCGACAGAAUGUUAGCUAUGCGCGAGAUUGACUUGAAUGCACCCGAUGUACACGGUGACACGCCUUUGCAUUACGCCAUUCGAUUUAAGCAACAAUAUAUCUUCACCAGACUUAUUACAAUGGAUCAGAUAAAUUUGAGUGUCCAGAACAUGGCUAAUCAAACUUUAUUACACUGUGCUAUGCAAUACGGACGGGAGAAGAUGUUCGAUUUACUGAUAAUGAGAGACAAUGCCGAUAUCACUGCUCAUUUAUGCUCCGCCAUCGAGCGUAAUGACGAGCUUGUGUUCAAUCGACUGUUAGCAACACAGCCUCUUCGAGUAACUGCGACAAACAAAGAUGGCAAGAAGCCAAUGAUACUGGCAAUCGAACGCUCAAAUCCUGCCAUGAUUAAGUCGCUCUUGGAAAUGAGCUGCACGGAGGUACCCCUCUCCAAGCAAGGUUGGAAUAGAAUGCUUCAUUGCGCAGCCCUAAAUAGAUGGGGUGAGAUUGUAGAGCUACUAGUUACCAUGGAGGACCUCUUCACUCACUUGAAUAGUCCGUGCGCAGAAGCCGUUUUGCUCUACGCCGCAUGGAGUGGCCAUAAGACCCUUGUGGAUAGAAUUUUAGCUACAGGGAAGCCUGAUCCAAACGCAAAAGCCUUUGAUGGGAAGACAGCACUUGCGUACGCUGCAUGCGGAGGCUACACAGGCAUUGCGAUACAACUACUCUCGAAAGAAAAUGUUGAACCUGAUGUCAAAGAUUGGUAUGGGAUGACACCACUUGCAUACGCUGCAUCUAGAGGCCACGAAAACAUUGUUAUCCAGCUACUCUCGACAGAAGGAAUCAAUGUCGAUGCAGCAGAUUCACUCGGAAUCACGCCACUCAUGCACGCUGCCACUAGCGGCCAUGCAGGUGUUGUUCACCUACUGCUGUCUACAGGAAAGGCCAAGCCUGACUUUAAAGACAUGUUUGGAUUUACGCCCUUGUCUGAAGCCGCAGUGAAUGGUCACGAAGACGUGGUACGUCGGUUACUUGCAAACCGAAGACCUGAUCUUCCCCCAGACGAUGUUGGGGGUCGAAAAGCACUUUUGGCGGCAAAGGCUUAUCAGCACGAUAGGAUUGUGAAGAUACUGGAGAACUGGUUAACACUUUCCCCUCAUUUCGAAAAAAGAUCGAAUGCACGAAUCACGUAA
Aspergillus luchuensis is the source of this 2646-nucleotide messenger RNA. RefSeq names its product ankyrin repeat domain-containing protein. The record is from RefSeq and is a predicted model, not a curated record. The transcript has 2 exons. Gene Ontology annotation, molecular function: protein binding. NCBI's taxonomy places the organism in Eukaryota, Fungi, Ascomycota, Eurotiomycetes, Eurotiales, Aspergillaceae. Bases 1 to 2646 code for a protein of 881 amino acids.